GCGAGGAAGGAGCAGCCCGUGCCGCCCGCCGCCAGCCAGAGCAUCCCCGCCUUCUACUUCCCGCGCGGGCGGCCCGCGGGGACGCUGAACGUGGACGCCGUCAUCGCCAGGGUGGAGAGCGCCUUCGCGCAGUUCCCGCACGAGAGGGCCGCCCUGGAGGGCAUGGGCCCCGUGGCCAAGGCCUGCGGCUGCCCGCUGUACUGGAAGGCGCCCCUCUUCUGCGGCGCCGGCGGGGAGCGCACGGGCUCCGUGUCCGUGCACAAGUUCGUCGCCAUGUGGAGAAAGGUCCUGCUCAGCUGCCACGACGACGCCGCCAGGUUCGUGCACCUGCUCGCCAGCCCCGGCUGCAACUACCUGGUGCAGGAGGACUUCGUGCCCUUCCUGCAGGACGUGGUGAACACGCACCCCGGCCUGUCCUUCCUGAAGGAGGCGUCCGAGUUCCACUCGCGCUACAUCACCACGGUCAUCCAGAGGAUCUUCUACACGGUCAACAGGUCCUGGUCGGGCAGGAUCACCUGCGCGGAGCUCAGGAGGAGCACCUUCCUGCAGAACGUGGCGCUGCUGGAGGAGGAGCCGGACAUCAACCAGCUGACGGAGUUCUUCUCCUACGAGCACUUCUACGUCAUCUACUGCAAGUUCUGGGAGCUGGACGCCGACCACGACCUGCUCAUCAGCGCGCGGGACCUGGCGCGCCACAACGACCACGCCAUCUCCAGCAAGAUGAUCGACAGGAUCUUCUCGGGCGCGGUGACGCGCGGCAGGAAGGUGCAGAAGGAAGGGAAGAUCAGCUACGCCGACUUCGUCUGGUUCCUCAUCUCCGAAGAGGACAAAAAGACCCCGACCAGCAUCGAGUACUGGUUCCGCUGCAUGGACCUGGACGGGGACGGCGCGCUGUCCAUGUUCGAGCUCGAGUACUUCUACGAGGAGCAGUGCCGCCGGCUGGACAGCAUGGCCAUCGAGGCCCUGCCCUUCCAGGACUGCCUCUGCCAGAUGCUCGACCUCGUCAAGCCCCGCAGCGAAGGGAGGAUCACGCUGCGCGACCUGAAGUGCUGCAGGCUGGCCGACGUCUUCUUCGACACCUUCUUCAACGUGGAGAAGUACCUGGACCACGAGCAGAAAGAGCAGGUCUCCCUGCUCAGGGAGAGCGACAGCGACGGCCCGGAGCUCUCGGACUGGGAGAGGUACGCCGCCGAGGAGUACGACAUCCUGGUGGCCGAGGAGGCCGCGGGGGACCCGUGGGACGAGGGGUACGAGGCGGAGCUCAGCCCUGCGGAGCAGAAGCUGAGCGCGCUGCGCACGCCGCUGGCACACAGGCCCUUCUUCGAGGCGCCGUCGGCGCUGGGCGCGGUGGACCUGUACGAGUACGCGUGCGGGGACGACGACCGGCAGCCGCUGUGACGCCGCCCGCACGCCGGGCGCAGCGCCCCGCGCCAGCACGGGACCGCGGGACUGCGGGACGCCUGCGGUGGGGUGGAGUGCGUUUGUACGGGACGAUAAAUUUUUAUUUAUUCAC
Messenger RNA from Microcebus murinus (gray mouse lemur), 1513 nucleotides. The record is from RefSeq and is a predicted model, not a curated record. Lineage: Eukaryota; Metazoa; Chordata; Mammalia; Primates; Cheirogaleidae.